Messenger RNA from Pomacea canaliculata, 991 nucleotides. RefSeq lists its product as uncharacterized. Lineage: Eukaryota; Metazoa; Mollusca; Gastropoda; Architaenioglossa; Ampullariidae. The record is from RefSeq and is a predicted model, not a curated record. The coding region runs from base 41 to 523 and encodes 160 amino acids. The transcript has 3 exons.
GGAAGAAAGGGUGUAACAGGGGGCGUGACAAGUUGCAGACAUGCGCAGAUCUUGCUGCUGGUGCUGGCGACGUCAGAGGAAAGGGAGGCAAGAUAUAAGGCUCCGAGCGCAAGUUGUCGCCCUCUCUAUUCUGGGCCGAAGUCAGCAGAGAACACUUGCUGCAGCAACCACCACCGCAUCAUCCUCAGUCUCGUUGAUUCUUGCCGCGCCCAGUCACCGCUCUCCUAUUUUCAAGAUGUCCGCCCGAUUCCAGCUGUUGGUUCUGGUCGUCUGCCUCUCCUUGUGCUCCGUGCCCUCCCGCGCCGUCUUGGGCCGCAGCCUCAGCCACCUGGUGAACCAGCAGCCCCUCCUCUUCGGCCGCCGGGGCAUCAAUCCCAACAUGAACUCCCUCUUCUUCGGCAAGCGAACGCCUUCCGACACCACUUCCGUUCCAGUCGCCAUGGACGAUGUCCGGCACGCAUGCGCAGUGCUACUUUCUUCCUACAGACAGGAAGUGACUGUGGAUGAAGACAACGAGAGCUAAGCGUCCGGCUGCCUAGAUGAGGCGUAUUUUCGGCUUUUCACAUCCCUGUUGACAAGCAUCAUUUCUGCGCGCAACAAACCGCGUUACGACCACGUGACCUGAAACUAAAUGAGCCGCGUUCGCCCAUUGGCUGAGAUGUGCAUGCGUGUGGCGCCGUUUGUGUACUGCGUGGGACUGUUGCUUGUGUACCCUACAACUAUCAAUACACAACUGUUCUUUUAGCAACACUCGUGUCUGUGCAACCUCUGUCUGUCGAAUAAAUAGCAUAUCAUUUUGGACAUUUGAUAAACACGAGUGACUGACAAAGUCCACCGCUUGUCUUUUUAUUAUUAUUCCUUGAAAUACUUAUCAUCUGAAAUAAACAACAUUAAUAUUUCACAUAGUUUAAUUAGAACAUUGAAAUGAUUACUGAUAAGCAACUGUUGUACCGGGAGAGGUUUUGAUAAAUAAACGAUGCAGUUGUGUUUA